ACAUAAAUGUCAUAAGCAAGUAUCGACUGUUUAUCUGUGAAUUGUGAUUCGGAUUUAAGUGUAUUGACUAGUAACUACUGAGUAUACAUAGAUACUGAUAAUUAUUUUGGAGAAGUGCUUGUAACUUUUGAAAGAAAUCAUAUUUACCACAUAAAUUGGUUGAAUACAAUGAAUGCUUUAGAUAAACAUCUAGCAGAUUUACGAAUAUAUGCUAAUGAAUUGGACGCAAAAUUACAAGAUGACAUUAAUGCAUCCAAAGUAAAACCAUCGAUCCCUCCAAAAAAAAAUAAAGCUCCUUUGCCUCAAAUACCCCAAAGUUACACAGUGAAAUCCGCCUGCGAGCCGUCAUAUUCUUCAAGAUUAGAAAACGCUAGUCGGACCAGUUCUACAUACUCAAAUUUGGUACCUGUAAAGAGUUAUAUUGUAAGAAAUUCGGCUCGAGUCCGAAGCGGCGAUGUGCUCUUAUACAGCAAUUUACUGCCACCAGGAGGGACAAAUCACGUUUACUCCAAUAUUCAAUCCUCACGGAACGUUGAAGGCUUUUACGAUCGAGAUACUAGGUCUGAAUUGUCUAGAAAUAGCGACUUAGGAGCGCAAUCAACUUAUAGCGAACUACGAAGACCGGGUUCAGUAUACCCACCAUCUUCGGCUUCUGUGAACGCUCAAGAUUUUUCUACAUAUGGAGGCUCUCAGACAUCUUCAACAUAUGAAUCUCUUUAUGAACCUAUCAACCCACGCCCAUGUAGCCAAUUAUCGGGAACUUCUUUAUAUGGUGGAUAUGUUGGCACUGCUGUGGAGCCAAUACCAGAACCAGACGAUGCUCUUUACUGUGGCAAUUGCUACAGAUGUGGUGAGAAAAUUAUGGGAGAGACUACCGGCUGUACUGCUAUGGAAAGAAUAUAUCACAUUAAAUGCUUCUGCUGUCAUCAGUGUGGGAUCAAUUUGCAGGGGCGACCAUUCUAUGCAGUGCAAGGGAAAGCCCUUUGCGAGGUGGAUUAUUUAGAAACACUUGAGAAAUGUUGUGUCUGUAAUGAUCCAAUCCUUGAUCGAAUACUGAGAGCCACAGGCAAACCAUACCACCCGCGCUGCUUCACAUGUGUAAUGUGCCAGAAGAGUCUAGACGGCAUCCCUUUUACCGUGGAUGCAGUGAAUCGUAUACAUUGUAUUGAAGAUUUUCAUAAACGAUAUGCGCCCCGUUGCGCUCAAUGUCGGGAACCAAUUAUUCCUGAGGGUGGAGCCGAAAAAACUGUCCGAAUUGUUGCAUUGGAUAAGAGUUUUCAUAUUGCCUGUUAUGCUUGCGAAGAUUGUGGAGCCUCGUUGUGCUCUAGAGAUGAAGGCAGUAGAUGUUAUCCGUUAGACGAUCACUUGUAUUGUAAACAAUGCAAUGCUAGACGUAUUCAAGAUCUAUCAAGAAAUAUCAAUUAAGAAUUACUAUAAGGAACGUCCACAACCCACCUUACACUGUAACAUCUCAUUAGUACAUACAACUCCAUUAUUUUAUUGUGAGCUGGUCUUAAUAACUUACCAAUGAAUUAAGGGUUUCCUUUCGAAAUAUAAAGGAAUGUUUGUGCUAUACAUACCAAAAAGUGCCAUUUACAGCCGGUGACCAAAUAAAAUCAGAUAAACGGAAAUAGGUUAAAUCAGUCAAAGACACUGCCAAUAUAUUAUAAAUAGGCUUACACGUUUAACAUUAAUGUAUAAGAACAUGUUAAUAUAAUACUGUAAUCUCUUGUUGUAAUAAAAUACUGAUCAUCAUUCUAAAUUUUCAACUAGAAUGUAGGAAAGACGAGAUAUACCUGUAAGUAAUGUAUGCAUUUAUAUUUGAAGUAGUAUUAUUUCAAUGCUAUUAAAAGGCUGUGUAUUAUAACCAUUUAUAUUUUAUCAAUGCAUUCCACAGUAUUAAUAUAUGCAAAGGAUUUUUUUUUAAUGUGAUUUUUACACGAUUAAGUUAGACUAGUAUAAAAAAUUUACCCGCAUAAAGAUGCCAUUUAAAUGUAUAUAGUGAUAGGUUGUGUGUUUGUAAGAUUUUUAGUACUUAAUAUGUUUUAUGUUAUGUUGAGAAGUAUGAAGAUGAACUCAUUUUGCUUGACUGUAUUGUAACGAUUUAUACGUGACGAUAUAGUGCUAUAUAUAAUAUAUAUAUAUUAUGUAAGUAAUUAGGUACAUAGUUUUUUAUUAAUAGUAUGAACUUUCAUUGUUAAUCGAACAUCUGUAGCUAAAAAUUUUGUCAUUGAAUUUAUUACGUAGUAGAAAAUUAAUAAAAUCUCACUCUUGUUUUUAGCUAGACGUCGGUCACACUGAGGUUGGUAAGGUUUAACGUUGUAGGUAUUACUUAUUAGCAUUUAUAUCAUUACGCUUAUUUUUUACGUUAUUGUAACGUCAUAGAUAAUAUUACUCGUAUUGUGUAGAAUACUAUAUACUAUUUAGUCAUUAGUCAAAAUUCAUGAACGUAGUUUUCAUAAUAUAAUCACAUUGUAUGAGAUUGUCAGUUUAGCUUUACUGUACUUUGCGGAAUAUACAAUAUGGAAGUAGAAAUAUAACGAGUAUUAUUGAUGUAGUUCUUUUUGUUUUUAUAUAUAGGGUGUAAAGAAAGUAGCAGGUAACUCAUCAAUCUUUAUUUCUCAUUCUGCUCACUAAACAUAUACAACACAUUGUAUAAUGCAUUUAUCAAGCGCUCGACUCAAAUUGUCACAUUAAACCUAAACUAUGCUUAACAUAAAGAAGACUUUGGCUUCUUAUCAAUUAAAAUAUUAAAAUGUUACUUCAUCUAAUUUGUCACCCUUUAAAAAAAAAAUUAAAGAAAAUGCCAGCAACGACUUGGGGGGAAAUUUUAAAAUCUAUGAAAAAACAAAUAUUCAUUAUACUAAAACAAUUCUCAAACAAUGGUCCAGACAUCACUUUCUCCUGUUAUGGAACUCGUUCACUUUCAUUUAAACUUUCCCCACAAGCCAAAACAUCAAAUAACAAAAUAAAAACCAAAAUGCCUGCCUGUACGCCAUAUUGACACGUUCUAACUG
Messenger RNA from Danaus plexippus (monarch butterfly), 3017 nucleotides. RefSeq names its product lipoma-preferred partner homolog. The transcript is spliced from 3 exons. The record is from RefSeq and is a predicted model, not a curated record. Bases 169 to 1425 code for a protein of 418 amino acids. Lineage: Eukaryota; Metazoa; Arthropoda; Insecta; Lepidoptera; Nymphalidae. Gene Ontology annotation, cellular component: stress fiber; focal adhesion. Gene Ontology annotation, biological process: cell-cell adhesion.